CAGCAGAGAUAGCGCAUUCAUAACUGGAGACAAAAAGAGCUGUAUAGAGGAUAUACCACCAACCGUACGGUACCAUUAACGUUACAAUAGCUAGCUCAUACUUACUAUUGCAAACUGCAGAUAUGAAGCAAGACGAACAGCAACAAAGAACUGCGACGAAUGAUAGUCUUGCCGCAGACUACAAGGCGACGGAAGAGGCAGGAAAGGAAGAGGAAAAUGUACCAGUGCUACAUGGAUCCAUUGCUCCGCUUCCCUCCGUGAACGAACUUGGACGGGGUCAAACAAGCGCCAGCACGAUCACCAGCACGAGCACACCUGGAGCCUUUGCCGUUGCUCCGACUCCCUUUGCCAUUAAUGACCCUCCACCUCCUUCCAUGGAGCCAAUGGCGUCCACAGCCGACGACUCCAGAUUGGUGGAAGCAGAGUUGGUGACUCCUCCCGUGGAAGCCAUACAAGUACUGUCGUCGGAUGAUUUGGAACGCCAAGAGCCAACGAAUAAUAACAAGAACGACCAAGUCGCAAACACUGGAACACUGCCGGAACAAGGCGACAAUAAGCGUUGGUUGUGGCCCAUUGCCGCUGUGAUUAUUUGUGUCUUGGCUGCUGCUCUGGUUGUGACGCUUUUGGUACUACUGCGAGAAAGCAACCAAGAGAGUAGCAGUUUGAAUGAUGCUGGUUUGACUACUCGUACCAAUCUGUCACUGCCCGAGAUCAAUGAGAUCAUCACUGUCACACCGGCUCCAACCUUUGACUAUCCCUGCUUUUCCGAGUCUCUCGAGUUGAACUUUGCGCUGGUACAAAACCCCCACCAAGACCUCUUUGUCGUGUGCCCCAACUCCCAUAUCCGAAUCGGGAUCAUGAGAAUACCUUCCGUCAACAACACAUACAUAAAUGGCCAGGACCCGUUGUUCAUUGUUCGAUCCAAUGUCGAAGUCCGCUGUGGCCUCGAUGGUUCAUCCAGCAACAACUGCACUUUGGACGGAGGAACCAGUCAGCUUGUCAUUAUGUACUACGGAGAAAAUCAGUAUGGGAUUACCCCACAAGACGUUCAAAAUGUGACCGUUCGUGGCAUCACCUUUACUGGAACAUUGGAUCAAGGGUUUCAGUUCGGGUCCGCAUCGGUGCUCGUCGCCAACCAACAAGCCAAAGAUAUACAACUCAUCGAUUGCCGUUGGCAACAUAGCUUCGUUCCUUUGUUUCUGGUAUACGUUGGAAUCAACCCCUACCUAUGGAGCCAGGGCACAAUGGCGCUGCCGUCUCGAGGGAAUCAGGUAUCCAUUGUCGACAGCACGUUUACCAACAUUACUUACGGGAGUGCUCUCUUUGCGGUUAUGGACCAAGUCGUUUCCAUUGAACGGGGCCGCUUUUCAGACUUGAAGGUGGAGGAAAACCCGCGAAACUGUGACUUGCAAGGUCCCGUGUUUUGCACCAACGUCAUGUAUUGUGCCCUAUCCAGCCAUUGCUCGAUUCAUGAUACAUGUCUGCAGGACGUGGAAUAUCUCGCCGAUGCCGGACUCUUGACCGCCUCGCUACAGGCCGAAUGGGAUAUUUCCAACAUUCACGGAGAUCUUGUGUUGGCCGAUCGCCAGAUCGAUGCCAACCAAUUUGAGACUUGCGACUCUGCAGUCGGCCAGUACAAGGAUCACUUGUUCAGCUCGAUGGAGUGUGCUGAUCCAGCAUCUUUGUAUGAUGCAAGUCCGGUUUGCCCGCUGCUUUAGACCAUACUUUGAUAUUUGCUUGGUUUUGACAUUAUUUUUUAUUACAGUUUCGUCUUUGGUGUGUUUUGGAAGCUGGUGUGUCGGACUUGGUAGACUUCUGUUAUGGUCUCUGCAUGUCAUGGCUUGUGUCUGUCCUGGAACCCGCACGAGCGCAUGAUCCUUACUUAGUUCAGUCACUUUUUGCUAAAAUCGUAUGAUCCUGGUAUGGCAACC
Molecule: messenger RNA, 1931 nt
Organism: Seminavis robusta
Lineage: Eukaryota; Bacillariophyta; Bacillariophyceae; Naviculales; Naviculaceae
Source: the annotation of a GenBank genome assembly